This is a messenger RNA of Teleopsis dalmanni, 1439 nucleotides long. It is a transcript of the gene Ttc19, whose product is annotated as tetratricopeptide repeat protein 19 homolog, mitochondrial. The transcript has 4 exons. NCBI's taxonomy places the organism in Eukaryota, Metazoa, Arthropoda, Insecta, Diptera, Diopsidae. Gene Ontology annotation, cellular component: mitochondrial inner membrane. Gene Ontology annotation, molecular function: protein binding. The record is from RefSeq and is a predicted model, not a curated record. Bases 188 to 1312 code for a protein of 374 amino acids. Gene Ontology annotation, biological process: mitochondrial respiratory chain complex III assembly.
AAAUUUUGUUUUGUCCUAUGUGUUAAACAAAAAAUUUGAAAAUAUGUUGUAUUCAAAAUUAAAAUUUAGCACAAAAAAGUGAUUACUCGUUUUUGUGCACCACUAACACACCCGAUCAGCUGUUUUAGGCGGUUACAAGAGCAAAACAAAAUUGAAGUUACAACAACAAGUAUUCAGUGACCUAAAAAUGAAUUUCGGUUUAUGUCACAAUGUUUCACGACAAAUACGCUUUAUAUCGUUACGCAGGGUUCAAAUAGAUUUAAGAAGUAGUCCUUUAAAAUGUUUUUGUCGAGUAUACGUACCACUUGUAGCGCACAAGAAAAAGUGGCAAGAGUACAAGCACAAACGAACUAAAUUUGAAUAUGAAAGAAGUAACCACUUUUGGCAACAUUUCUGGUCACUUUUUACAACCAGAGGUGGUAUAACAGCAAGCAGCGCAUUUUCCAUAUUUAGUUGGUUUAAAUGGCAUAAAGAAGAAGAUAUAACACCUGAAACAAAGCUGGUCGAAGCAAUAAAACGGUCCGUAUUAUGUAUACAACGUGAACAAUUUGAUAAAGCUGAGCAAAUGUUGCACCUGGCGCUACGUAUGGCUCAAGACAUAAAUAGCAAAGAAGGUAUCAUUUAUAUAUAUGAUGUUAUGGCCAAUUUGGCAAUGGAACGUGAACAGUAUACUAAGGCAGAAAAACUAUUUGCCGACGUUAUGCGUAGUUUAUUAGCAGAUGGUCAUACCGAAACAAGCCCACAGAUUUUACAUAUAAGCUCCAAAUUAGCACAUAUGGCACAAUUGCAGGGCGACUUAGAAAAAGCGCAACUAGGAUUUGUGUGGACAUUAAAAGGCAUUCAGAAAAAUAUUGAAGAAUUGGAUUACGAUAAAGAUGUACAAGAACUUUUCGGCCUUACCAAAAACUGGUUUGGUCAGUUACAAUUAAGACAAGCCAAAUACGAAGAUGCAAAAAAAAAUUUCCAGGAAGCAUUUGAACUGCUCACUGAUCUUUAUGGACCUAGUAACGACAAAAUUAUAAUAAUACUGAACAAUUUAAGUGUCACUUGUGUGCACCUUGAAGACUAUACAGGUGCCAAGAACUACAUAGAACAUGCCUUGACUAUAGCCAAAGAUUUGAAUGACAUAGCGCAGCAAGGGAUUUUAGAAGCCAAUUUAGGUUUGAUUUAUUUUCAUGAAGGAUUUCUGGCCAAAGCAAAGCAAAUAUGUCAAAACGCAUAUCGCAUUGGCAAGAAGUGUAAUAAUGAUGACGCUGUUGAGCAAGCUGAAUAUUGCCUCAACGAAAUUAAAGCAACUUCUGCUAGUGAGUGAAGAGAUACGCGAUCAGAUUUUUUAAUAGGGAUAAAAUACAUACUCUUCAAAUAUCGUCGUUAAAUAAAUAUUUGUAAUUUAUAGCUGAUCUUAUAUUUAAUAUAAAAAUUUCAACUAGACAACGUAA